GGUUACUGAUUUUGCCGAUCUGCUAAUUGAGUGAGAAGUAGGAAUUUUCUACAGGCAAACAAUGAUCAAAAGGCCAUUUCGGAACGUUUUUGUAACGGUAGGCACGACACAGUUCGAGGAACUGGUAAGCGCCGUCGUGUCCACGGAGGUUCUGCAGCAGCUGGAACGUUUGGGAUGUGAAGUGCUCACGAUCCAAACGGGGACCGGUUCGACUCCCGAUUUAGAGCGCGUCCAGGAGCGGUCGAGGAUUCGCAUCACUUGUUACGACCUGAAAAGCAGCAUCGGAGAGGACAUUAAACAAGCGGACCUGGUCAUUAGCCACGCCGGAGCUGGGAGCUGCAUAGAAGUGUUGGAAGCCUGCCGACCGCUGGUGGUGGUGGUCAAUGAAUCGUUGAUGGACAACCAUCAGACGGAACUGGCUGAACGGUUGAGCCGCGAUGAUCACCUUUUCUUCUGCACUCCAAGUCAACUGCACCACACGUUGGCGGAAGUGGAUUUCAGUCGGCUAAAGAAACUGGCCUCUGGUUCGUUGAACAGUUUCAUCGACCAUCUCGACAAAUGUAUGGGCUUCAAAUAGGAUAAUAGCCCAGGACAUCAGGCGGAAGUAGGGAAACAAGCGUAGAUAUCAAAGAAGAAAGAGAAAAGGGAGUGUGUGCUCAGAAGAGGAAUUUUCAGGAUCCUUCUUUGCUGAAAGCAUACUUUAUACGGAGCGCGAUGUGAUGACAUUUUUAAUAUAAAAUAUUUGUAAAAAUGAAUAAAACAAGUUUGUUCGAGAAUAAAAUCCGAUUGAGAAAAACGGUGGAUAAAAAAUUAUCCAUCUUUCCCCUAGGGGGU
Messenger RNA from Anopheles cruzii, 834 nucleotides. RefSeq names its product UDP-N-acetylglucosamine transferase subunit ALG13 homolog (gene Alg13). Bases 62 to 577 code for a protein of 171 amino acids. Gene Ontology annotation, molecular function: hexosyltransferase activity. Gene Ontology annotation, biological process: dolichol-linked oligosaccharide biosynthetic process. The record is from RefSeq and is a predicted model, not a curated record. The transcript has a single exon. Lineage: Eukaryota; Metazoa; Arthropoda; Insecta; Diptera; Culicidae.